Linum trigynum is the source of this 3001-nucleotide messenger RNA. Lineage: Eukaryota; Viridiplantae; Streptophyta; Magnoliopsida; Malpighiales; Linaceae. The record is from the annotation of a GenBank genome assembly.
UAUCCGUCCAAAUUUCGUACAAAUAAAAUUACUAACAAGUCUAAGAAUUCAUCUUUCACCUUCUCAAUUUGGCAUUAAUAACAUACCAUUUGGUAUAAAUGAAUUCCAUAAUUUUUUAGGAAUUCAUUUUGAAAUGAAACAUUUUUGUGUUUGAUAUUUAAAAGAAUUCAUUUUCAAUUCUAAAUUUUGAAUUCUAUGGAAUUGGUACUAGUUAGUUAUAGCAAUUCCGAGGAAUUGAGAUAGAAAUUUCCAAAUGAAUUCCACAACUAUUUACUAAUUAUAAUAGAAUGACAUAAUUAUCCUCUUUAUUAACUAAAUUAUUUAUAUACAUAACAUACCAAACACAGGAAUUCAAUUGACGAUGAAAUGGGGAAUCGGAUAUGGGAAUGGCCAAUUAAACAAACCAGUGGUUUGGCAGUGCGAUCAGAAAAGACAUCAACUCGACACAAAGUCCCCUCCUUCUAUUUUCAUUAUCAUAUGUUAAUCUCUGCUCCAACCACAUUCUACAUUGUUAAUGACUUCAUGUCCCCUGAUAACAUCUAGAAGGCACCUUGCAUCGGAAAAAUUCGGAAAGAGAACUGCCAUAACCUCUAUGAAUAUCCGACAAACUUAUAAGAACGAAAAUUGAAUCGAAGACAACACUGUACCGAUCCUUAUACCUUACUACUCGAGCCAGCCACGAGUUAUGAUUACAAGAAUGCCGACUUGAUUUGUUGUUACCAAAUGUCGAGACUCUGUUCAUGUAUGUCCAAGUCCUUGACCGAUUCUAUAAUCAAUACAAACCACAGAGGACGCAAUGCAGGUUUCCUCUGCUUUCCUGGAAGCUUCGUUGCUGCUGGCCAUGGAUUCCAACUCUCCUUCUGUCAGCAUUUGCUGGCAUUACUGUACACGACAACAACCCCUUCAUUGGUUAUUAUACUGACAAAUUUGAGAGGUUAAUCCGGAAUCGGAGCCGCGGCGGUUGAAUCGGAAAAAUCCUUCGAAAUUGGAAUGAAGAUUUGAACUGUGACUGGGAAGGGAUUUUUCCGGUUCUUCUAAGCACUGAAAGAUGGCGGGAGAAUGGAGAAGAGGGGAUGGCGGCGGGAGGUGACGUGUCAAACUAAAACACUAACAAAAAUUUAAAUAUUUUUUAAUUGAGAAAAACUCUCCAAUUUCAACUUUUCCAAGCCUUUGAAGUCAAGGGUCUCCCUAAUCCUUCUUCCCGGGCCACAGAGGAAGAAAACAGAGCAAUCUCUGUUCUUCGGAAGCUGCUACUCCGAGGAAGAAACAGAGGAAGAACGAUGGUGAACCAAGAGAGGCUGACGCUGCUACUGGUAAAUCUGGCGGGGAUCAUGGAGCGAGCCGACGAAUCGCUGCUACCAGGAGUCUACAAAGAAGUCGGCGCCGCUCUCCACACCGACCCAACCGGUUUGGGUUCCUUAACCCUCUUCAGAUCCAUCGUCCAGUCCUCUUGUUACCCUUUGGCAGCUUACCUUGCUUCCCGCCACAAUCGCGCCCACGUCAUAGCUCUCGGCGCUUUCCUCUGGGCUGCCGCCACUUUCCUCGUCGCGAUUUCGUCCAGUUUCUUGCAGGUGGCAAUUUCUAGAGGCCUGAACGGGAUUGGACUAGCCAUAGUAACACCCGCAAUCCAGUCCUUAGUCGCUGAUUCCACUGAUGACAGCAAUCGUGGGACUGCAUUCGGAUGGUUACAGCUAACAGCAAACCUUGGCUCCAUCAUUGGAGGCCUGUGUUCAGUGCUGAUUGCUUCAACUACCGUCAUGGGGAUUCCUGGCUGGCGAGUGGCUUUCCAUUUGGUUGCCAUAAUAAGCGUAGUAGUUGGCAUUUUGGUUCGUCUUUUCGCUCAUGAUCCACAAUUCUCCAACGACAACAACAAACAACCCACCAAGCAGCAACAGAAGAACUCUCCACCUCGGACUUUCAUCUCUGAGAUGAAGGAUUUGAUGAAAGAAGCCAAAUCAGUGAUGAAGAUACCGUCUUUCCAGAUAAUUGUAGCUCAAGGUGUGUCUGGUUCAUUUCCUUGGUCGGCUCUAUCUUUUGCUCCAAUGUGGUUGGAACUUGUGGGCUUUUCGCAUGAGAAGACGGCAGUGUUGAUGGCACUCUUUACGAUUGCACUUUCUCUUGGCGGACUGUUUGGUGGGAAAAUGGGAGAUGCUUUGGCUAGAAGGUUACCGGAUUCUGGAAGGAUUGUUCUGUCUCAGAUAAGUUCUGGCUCGGCUAUUCCUUUAGCUGCUGUUCUACUUCUGGUGCUGCCAGAUGAUCCAUCGACAGGUUUCAUUCAUGGUUUGGUCUUGUUCAUCAUGGGGCUUUCGAUAUCUUGGAAUGGUCCAGCUACCAACAAUCCAAUAUUUGCAGAGAUAGUACCUGAGAAAUCACGGACAAGCAUCUACGCUCUGGACAGAUCAUUCGAGUCGAUCUUAGCUUCUUUUGCUCCUCCAGUGGUGGGAAUCCUGGCUCAACAUGUCUACGGCUACAAAGCCCCCAAAAGAUCAUCAAUGGCAGGGAGUACUGUCCAAAUUGAGACAGACAGGGAGAACGCUGCAUCACUUGCCAAGGCGCUCUACUCAGCAAUCUGCAUACCGAUGGCGGUGUGCUGUCUCAUCUACUCGCUACUGUACUGCACAUACCCAAGAGACCGCGAUCGUGCAAAGAUGAGUGCACUGAUCGAGUCCGAGCUCCAGCAGUUGGAUGAUGACAAUGGUGAUGAUGAACGAACCGUCAUGGAUAUCGAGUACGGGAAAGAUGAAGAGAACAAUGCUGGUUUGGAUGAGAGUGAUGAGAAGGGUUUACUGUGUGAUGAUCACGUUGUGAAGUUGGAUCACAGAUGAUUGUCAUGAACCAGAAUGAUGAACAGUGUGCUUAGUUUUGUUAGCAUGAGAGUGUCUAGAUAGUAAAUAGUAUAUGUAUACUCACCUGCUGUGUUAAGCAUCAUAGGAACAGAAAAGAUAAUGACUUUACCCUGUAAAUUUCUUUUAGAGGAUGAGAAAAAAGUUCUGCCAUUUUU